CCGGUCUCUGUCUUUUUUGCAGAUCAGGGACCGUAAACGGGACAACAAGUUAGUUGCUGGGGUCCAUUUCAAGGUCCACAGACAGAGCCCGCACGCGCGAGGAGGAAAAGGGGACCUGAGCGGCGACAGCGAAGAGCACGACCCGUCUGCUGCGCUGUGGUAUCCAGAGAGGACUCGACGAGAGUAUAUCACGCGCUGCAUCGAGAUCUUCACCAAGCUGCACAUGAAGCUCAUGCAGAAGCCGCAUGUGUAUGCGUUUGUCAGGUUCGUCUUACCCGAGUACCGCCAACUGGGUCUGGCAGCUAUGCUCUUGGCUGAGGUCUGUCGACGAGCAGACGAAUUGGGGCUGGAAUCUCGGUUCGAAGCGGUUAUCGCAUUAGGGGUGACAAUCUACAGACGCCAUGGUUGCAUCCCCUAUAGCGGCGGUCUGCUGGUUUAGCCUGCCGCGACAGAAGUGGAGGCUCAGGAUGUAGAUUAGAAGGAUAUCGAGGCCAAAAUGCAGCCUCUGCGAUACU
This is a messenger RNA of Aspergillus aculeatus ATCC 16872, 515 nucleotides long. Its product is annotated as GNAT family N-acetyltransferase. Lineage: Eukaryota; Fungi; Ascomycota; Eurotiomycetes; Eurotiales; Aspergillaceae. The transcript is spliced from 2 exons. The record is from RefSeq and is a predicted model, not a curated record. The coding region runs from base 224 to 439 and encodes 71 amino acids. Gene Ontology annotation, molecular function: acyltransferase activity, transferring groups other than amino-acyl groups.